UUGCCGUGCAAAUCAACCAUGCAUGGCGCCAAUGCGCCAUUGACUUUCGCCAUUUCCAGGCAUAGCUAUAGUAUAAGCACUCCCCCUCCCUCCCUACACCCCCCAUUUCCUUCCUCAUAGACGCACCUGCCGAACACACAAGCCAUACACGCAUUGCCACGACCCUCAGCCUCCCCGUCCACCGCGAGCCCAUCACCAUGGGGAAAGCGAUCGUCGUCUUUCUCAUGGCGCUGGCCGUCGCAUUCGCCGCCGGGUUCGCCGACGCUACGCCUCCCGGGCUCCGGAGAAGCCGCUUCCUGGCGACCAAGCUCCCAGAGCCGCCGCUAGCCUGGGGCAACUGCGAGAAGAGGCCCGCCGUCUGCAAGGAGCACGGGAGCCCCGGGAAGGACUGCUGCAACGACAUGUGCACGGACACCAAGAAGAACUCAGGACACUGCGGCCUCUGCGGGAAGAAGUGCAAGUACGGGGACACCUGCUGCGACGGCAAGUGCGUCGACCUCCUCAACGACAAGAAGAACUGCGGCGACUGCAACGUUCAGUGCUCCAACAAGUGCCGGUCCGGCAUGUGCAACUACGCGGGGUGAUCGGCGGCGCGCGGGGAGCACGGCCGGCAUAUAUACACUUCUGCAUAUCUAUCAUCAAGAAAUAAAAUCGGCAGUGCGUAUAUACGACGUGAGUGCAUCUUAAGUCCACAAAAUUGUUUAAGAUAUUUCAAUUGUUGAUCUCCCCCCCUUCAUAUGUAUACUACAAAGAAAAAAGGGAUAUGAAGUCGUACAGAUGAUUUAUACGUCUCA
Molecule: messenger RNA, 794 nt
Organism: Lolium perenne
Lineage: Eukaryota; Viridiplantae; Streptophyta; Magnoliopsida; Poales; Poaceae
Source: RefSeq, a predicted model, not a curated record